Messenger RNA from Coregonus clupeaformis (lake whitefish), 1796 nucleotides. RefSeq names its product retinal degeneration 3, GUCY2D regulator (gene rd3). Lineage: Eukaryota; Metazoa; Chordata; Actinopteri; Salmoniformes; Salmonidae. The transcript is spliced from 3 exons. The coding region runs from base 413 to 1075 and encodes 220 amino acids. The record is from RefSeq and is a predicted model, not a curated record.
CAUCAGGGGCUGUGAUCUGCCGUUCCCCUCUGAGACAUUGCCCCCGAUCUCUGGGAACAAGCAAUGACAGGCCAUCCCUCCGGGGAGGAGGGGACUGUGUGUGUGUCUGCAUGGAAUCAAUCACAGGCCACGGCUCCAGGUAGGAGGGGACUGUGUGUGAAAGGUGUGGGGGUUACUGUAUAAGACCAAGUGAGAGUGUGUGAGCUCAGAGACUUCACAAGCAAGACGAGAACUAUCAGAGUCCGUGCGACCAAGAGCAACACAUCUUCCAACAACAUCUCUCUCUUCAUCUAUCUUUUGGUCAUAAUAUACAUAAUAUAUUCACUCCCUUGUGAAUUCACUUCCUGCUAUUGCUCCCAAGACUGACAAGAGUUCAGCACGGGGCACGAGGGGGACAAGGCUUCGGCAGGCGAUGGCCUCGUGGUUCGGUUGGAGCAGCGAGCCGGACUACCGGAGUCCGCGGCGGGACCCGUCUGACGUGGUCACGGACACCCUGAUGCUGGAGCUCAGCUGGCAGCUGAAGGAGGCCGAGAGGAUGCAGCGUGAGAGGGACAACGAGUACCGACGACUCCAGACCGGCGUGGACUACAGCUGGCUGGUCAACACGCCACGCAACACCUACGACGUGUUACCUGGUGAGAGGCUGGGCCUGGAGGACCUGUGCUCCAAGGUGCAUCCAUCCUACUGCGGAGCCGUCAUACUGAGGUUCCGCCAGGUGGUGACUGAGAACGAGCCGGAGUUGCAGGAGGUGUCUGCCCUUUUCCGCACAGUCGUCCUCGAGGCCUUGGACCGCAUGAGGGAGGAGCAGGAGGCGCAGCGGCUCUCGCGCCAGUGGAACAACAAACGGGCCAUGAGCAUGUCUCUCAUUAACUUCAAGUCGCGCGUCAAGAUCAACCCCUUCGCCAGCACCUUGGGCCUGACCUCGACUGGAGGGGGAGGGGAGGGUGUGUGCGAGCUGAAGACAGUGUCAGAAGAUGUGGAGAAGGCGCUGGAGGAGAGGGCUGACAGGGCCCAGAGGGUGUGGAGCAUACCCGACUUCAGACACAAAGGGUUGUACACUACCAAGGCCGUCUGAGCUGGGGAUCCACAGGACAGUGUUGUGGUUCAGUGGAGGAUAGAGAGAAGCUAGUGAGAGGUAGCCUAUAAUAAACCCCCGGAACCUGCCCAGUCUGCUUUGAACAACAAUGGAGAGAAAUAGGAGAGGUCUCUCCCAUCUUCUCCUUCGGCAGUGUGGGGUCAUCCACUGUUGAACGUUUUUGACUUAUGAAUUUGAUAUGGGGAGCUAUGCUAAGGAUAUUUCACAAUGUUCUGAGAUGUUCAGACACAUUCUUUGCUGUACCUUUAUUGUAAAUUAGAUAGUUGCAUGCACUUCUUUUUACAGUGCCUUUUUUCUUUACAACAACAUAAUACUCCGGAACUAUUUGUACUUUAAUUGUAGUUAAAAAAAUGAGACUUACACAUAAAGCAAUUAACAAGUUUUUUUUUUUUCUCAAGCAUUUUUUGGCACUCUAAAGAGAAGUGCUACUAAGCAUGGCUUUAAAAAUAUAUAGUAAAUUACUGACUGCUCUAUUGGAGUGGUCAGUAUGAAAUUGUAGAUUAUAUGGAUCUUCUUUCUAACUCUUUACAGUUGGAAUACAGUGCAUCUUGAUUCUCUAGAUUCUCUUACUUGAUAAUUUCUGUGCAAAUAUUUCAAAUGCCCAUCACUUUCCUAUGGCAAUUUCUCAGGAGAAAAGCAUAAAAUCCAGUGGUAAGCAUAAAGGCACUGUUUUAUUGCUUAGCAACCAAGGUCGAGGAGC